ACUCGAUUCGUGACGUCAACAGCAACGUUUCGACGUCCAUGUUGAUUGUUUACAUCAGUUAAUCCUGACUAUACGAAAAAGAGAGGACCUAUUAGGAAUGCCCUCAUUACUCCACAAGCUAUUUAGAACACAGAGGAACCCGCUCUCAGGACAAACGUCCCCGACAGCGCCAAAUUGGAUAGACGUUUCCUACAUAGGCCUCAAAUACACAUUUGGCCUCGCUAUUUACAUCGUGUCUUGUGCUAUUGUGCAAAAGAUUUCCGGAAGCGCAUUUAUCUUAUCAAUAUGUCUGGCUACUUUACUAGCUACCCUAUUGGCAAUAAAUUUCAUCGAAAUACGAACAAGAUCAUCAUCAUUCGUUGGAACUGCUUAUGAAUAUGUCUACAGGACUAUUGGUGAACUUCCGGCCUUCAUCGUCGGCUGGUCGACGAUUCUCCAGCAUACUGCAGUUGCCUCUUUGCUGGCUCGCUCAAUUUCUCAGAAUUUUGACUUUCUAAUUGGAAGUCCGAUACUCAAUUUUACUAUUACGACCUUUCAUUCAAACGGGGAUCGUCAUUUGGGUGAUAGACCAGAUUUUCUUGCUCUCGGAAUAUUGCUCAUCGUUGGAAGUUUACUAGUUGCCGGUGUCAAACAACCUAAACUAGCUUUAUUAAUUGUUAAUUGCGCAGCCUUUCUACUUUUAACUUUCGUAUGUGUUGUUGCUUUAUUCCACUUGGAUUGGAACAUUUGGAAGAAACAUUUCUUUUUAGAUGGAUUUGGAGGAGUUUUGGAGGGAACAUCGAGCUCGAUGAUUCUUUUUGUGGGAAUAAUACCUAUGUCUUCUUCAAUAAAUCCAACACUUUCUUCCUCCAGAUCAACCUUUCCAUUAGCUCUCUUUUCAAAGCUCUUUGUCAGCUUACUAAGCUUUGGGGCUAUUGCCCUGACCUUUAGUCUCUUAGCAGAUCCUGACAUCUACUUAACUGAAACCGUCCUUCCUGAAGGAUUUGCUUUGAGGCACAUGUCUUGGAUACGAUAUAUCUUCUGUUUCCUGGCUGUAAUCUAUUGCACUAUCCUUUUAAGGAUUUACAUCCGCUUUGGUUCCAAACUUCUUACGAAAAUGUCUUCGCAUGGCCUCUGUUUCAAUAUAUUUAAGUUUCAAGAUGGGCGAACUAAUGCCUUUGUAUUUUCAACAAUCUUCAUAUGUGUAAUUGGAUGUGUGUUAACUGGUGUAUUUGAAACAAUCCACCUUAUUCAACUGGCUAGUUUUAACUUUCUGUUUUGUCAGUCAAUUUGUGUUAUUGGUCUACUGUGUCUGAAGUACUAUCCUGUUGAAAGCUUUAGCUUACCUCCAAGGCGAUUGACAACACACAAUGGAAAAAUUUAUGGUUCAGUUGAUAGCGAGACAACUCCUGAACAGAACGAAGAAGGAGAUAUAGAUAGAGUUGUCGAAGAUUACCUUACAGAGCAAAGUCAGAGAAGAUUUUGUUCUUUAGGUUUGGCGGUACACUUGUCUUCCUUUGCAUCUGCAGCUUCGUUCAAAAGAGUUGUCUUCUCGUCCGCCAUGUUUAUCAUAGUUAGUUUCGUUGGUUGUACAAUCCUAACUAUAUUCUAUAGCAAAUUAGCAGCAGGAAAUGGGUUUUUAAUUUUCACAUUAUGCGUCCUACUCUUGGUCCUCUUUGGUUUUAUGGGAACAAUAGCAACCCAAUCUCAAGCAGAGGAGGGUUUAUGCUAUAAUAGUUCGUACAUUAUAAAGGCUCCUUUGACGCCAUGGUUAAACUUAUUAACCUUAGAAUUAAUUGUCAUCCUCCUUGUACGAUUCAGGGCACUAUAUUGGAUUUUUUGCAGCGUCUGGAUACUAAUAGGCCUUAUUAUAUACGCUUUCUAUGGCUAUAGAAACAGUGAAGAAGCAUCCAGAGUUUCGAUUGUGGACGAAGAAGAACAACUGUUGCAGGCGACACCCAGCGAACCUCCAAGCGAAGUAAUUAAUAGCACAAGCGAUGACGAAGAGCUAUUAAUACCGGACGAUUGAUUAAUAAUCCAUACGUAAACGUGGACGCUCACCACUGAAAAUUCACCGUUUUUCUUUUCUCUUUUCUAUUUAAAAUAAUUUAUUUAGAUAAAAAAUUACUCUUCUAUGUUUAUCAUUCAUCUUGUUCAUCUCUCUCGGAAAUAGGCUACAACAGAUGAAGAGAUAGAAAGGAAGAAAGAAGAAAAAAAUCCAUAAAAAAGAAAAAAAGGAUAUUUUAAUACUUCGAAAUUUUUGUUCUUUUUUUGUCAAAAGAAAUCGUUAUCUAUCGUAUUCUAAGUGAUUUUUACGUAUAAUCGUAUCAACUGUAUAAAAUAUGUAUGUUUUCUAAUAGAAUAAACUGGUGUAAAAGCAACAAAAACAAAAGCAAAAAAAAGAAACACAAGCAAGUACACUAAUUCUUUGAUUGAAGGAAGAGAGAAGAAAGAAAAGAAAGGGAAAGGAGAGAAGCAUGGUCCGUUUGUUUGAUCGAUCCUUUUUUCUCUUUAUUAUAAAUUCUGUCGGCAGAGAGAAGACUUUUUGUAGGCAUAUUACAGGGCUAAGUUAGCUUAAUAAACAUUAAGCGAGCUAUUAAUGUUGGUAUUGAUCUCUAAUAAAACAGUACUAAAGUAAAAGAGAA
Messenger RNA from Dimorphilus gyrociliatus, 2624 nucleotides. The record is from the annotation of a GenBank genome assembly. NCBI's taxonomy places the organism in Eukaryota, Metazoa, Annelida, Polychaeta, Dinophilidae.